Molecule: messenger RNA, 3054 nt
Organism: Cololabis saira (Pacific saury)
Lineage: Eukaryota; Metazoa; Chordata; Actinopteri; Beloniformes; Belonidae
Gene: fzd10
Product: frizzled class receptor 10
Exons: 1
Coding region: 631-2382 (583 amino acids)
Biological process (GO): non-canonical Wnt signaling pathway; canonical Wnt signaling pathway
Cellular component (GO): plasma membrane
Molecular function (GO): Wnt receptor activity; Wnt-protein binding
Source: RefSeq, a predicted model, not a curated record
CCACCAAGCGCAUCAGCUGCCUGCAGCGGGGAGGAGCGUCGUCCCGCAUUUCAGGAGAGCACGUUUCUUCACAUCUCUGAGAAUAUCCAUUUGACUCAUUUUGUUGACUGAUGCGCUGUUUCUGGUGCCUUGCGCAGACCCUCUUUUUUUUUUGCGCGCAUGAAGGGCUAAAGGAGAUUAUUUCUUUCCACCUCAAGUUGUUGCUCAAGGACUCAAGUCGCGCCUCAACAGACCAGACACGCUCGAAAAGUGGCAUGAAACGUGGAAACGGACCACUGAGUCGUGCGGAAACAAAAAGGAAACUAAUAAAGGCUCGUUACUGUUCUGCUUUACCCAAAGUGGAGUGAAGACGCUCAGAGAAUCCAGCCUCAUUCUGCGCGUUAGAGACCAUGGAUCAGACGCAGCGCGUAAGAGGAAACACACCAUGGCGGGAUUUCUUUUUUUAAUGAAUCUCUACCGCUCUGAAGUGAAGCGCAGAGACAAUGAUUCACAUAGUUGAGUAAGUUUUUUUUUUCCGCCCACACCUGUGUUGUUCAAUUGCUGCUAUUUUUUUAUGAAAGAAACUUGGGUUUAGUCAUUGUGGCAAGAACUGUAUUUUUCUUAUAAAAAAAAAAAAAAAAAGAGAGGGAGAUGAGUUCAUCUGGGAAGCUCAGCCUCAUCCCAGUCCUGCUGGUUCUGUGGAGCAGCAGGGGUUCAACCAUCAGUUCAAUAGACGCUGACUGGUCCGGAGAGGGGAGAUGUCAACACAUAACCAUCCCCCUGUGCAAAGACAUAGGCUACAAUAUGACUCGCAUGCCGAAUCUUAUGGGACACGAUGAUCAAAAGGAGGCAGCAAUAAAGCUGCAGGAGUUUGCAACGCUGAUCCAGUUUGGAUGCCACAGCCACCUCAAAUUUUUUCUAUGUUCCCUAUAUGCUCCCAUGUGCACAGAGCAGGUGUCCAACCCCAUUCCAGCGUGCAGAGUUAUGUGUGAGCAGGUCAAACUGAAGUGCUCACCUAUUCUGCAGCAUUUCAGUUUCCCCUGGCCCGACUCUUUGGACUGUUCCCGUCUGCCCACUAAAAAUGAUCCAAACAACCUGUGCAUGGAGGCGCCAACCAAUGUAUCAGAUGAGCCUCCCAAAGUCUCCCACACUCAGCCCCCGGAUUUCAGACCACAGCGGCCUCUGGGUGGGCAGGACCUGCUCCUGAAGGGCAGUGGCAGCAAACAGACUUGCAGCAACCCAGGCAAGUUCCACUUUGUGGAGAAAAGUGAGUCAUGUGCCCCUAAAUGCUACCCUAAAGUGGAUGUAUUCUGGAGUCAAGGGGACAAACAGUUCUCUUUGGUGUGGAUGGCCAUCUGGUCCAUCCUCUGCUUUGUCUCCAGUGCCUUCACCGUGCUCACUUUCCUCAUUGACCCACAGCGGUUCAAAUACCCCGAGAGGCCAAUCAUCUUCCUCUCUAUGUCGUACUGUGUUUAUUCUGUGGGCUACCUCAUUCGACUCUUUGUGGGAGCGGACAGAAUAGCCUGCGACCGAGACAAUGGUGUUCAGUAUAUCAUCCAGGAGGGCCUGGAGAGCACUGGGUGCACCAUUGUCUUCCUCAUCCUGUAUUAUUUUGGAAUGGCCAGCUCCCUCUGGUGGGUUAUCCUUACCCUCACAUGGUUCCUGGCUGCAGGGAAGAAGUGGGGUCACGAGGCCAUUGAGGCCAACAGCAGCUACUUCCACCUGGCCGCGUGGGCCAUCCCAGCCGUCAAGACCAUCAUGAUCCUGGUGAUGAGGAAGGUGGCCGGGGAUGAGCUGACAGGUGUCUGCUACGUGGGCAGCAUGGAUGUCAAAGCCCUCACGGGGUUUGUGCUCAUUCCUCUCUCCUGUUAUCUCAUUAUUGGCACUUCUUUCCUGUUGUCUGGUUUUGUGGCACUUUUCCACAUCAGGAAGAUUAUGAAAACAGAGGGCGAGAACACAGACAAACUCGAAAAGCUGAUGGUUCGAAUUGGGGUCUUCUCUGUGCUCUACACUGUCCCAGCUACCUGCGUCAUUGCCUGCUAUUUCUAUGAGCGGCUCAACAUGGACUACUGGCGCAUCCUAGCAGGGGAGCAGAAGUGUGUGGACAGCAGCGGACCAGAGUCAGACGAAUGUGUCAUGAAGGCUUCAAUACCAGCUGUGGAGAUCUUUAUGGUGAAGAUCUUCAUGCUGCUGGUGGUAGGAAUCACAAGCGGUAUGUGGAUUUGGACUUCAAAGACACUGCAAUCAUGGCAGAAUGUGUUCAGCCGGAAGUUAAAGAAGAGGACCAGGAGGAAGGCUGCCAGCGUUUUCACCAGCAGCAGGCCUUACAUCAAACCUCACCCGUCUCUCAAAGGGCACAACACUAAGUAUGAACCUACACGCCCCCCUCCGACAUGUGUAUGAGCUGACUUUCUUGAUACAAACUCAAAAAUACUUUCAAAACCCUAAGCAAGACUUGUAUAAUCAGAGAGCCUUUUAAAGAAUCAAAGUUCUUCCUUUAUUUAUCCAACAUGCAUUGACGAAUACAUGGGUUUUUUAUGUAUUAUCAGCCAUGUCACGCAACAGGAGGCGCUUUUGUUUGAGGAUAAAACUCAGCUUCUUCUUGAAUCACUUGUCCCAUUGGUGAACUUGGUGUAAACAAAAAGAAAAAAAAAAGGUUUCCAAGACAAAAAGAGCAGAGUAAACGAUUUGUUGUGCCAUGGCGUCGCUUGAAUAAUGUGCAAUAGAUGCUUUCCUCAUGAGAAAAAGACACGUGCUUUUGGUGACUGAUUACAGACAACGGAAGGACCCCAAAGAGGCAAAUGGUCAGAGAGACGAGUGUUGUGACCAGUCUUUUUGAUGGAAAUCAAGGCAGUGUCAUAUAUGUUUGGACUGGACUGAAAGCAGCUGUUGAAAGGCGCUCACAACCUUACAAACUGCCCCAUUGUACGGAAAAUUCAUGACAUGAAUUAUAAUCAAGCACUCGAUAUUCAAAACUUAUUUGUACCCAGAUGUGUCCCUUUUUCUUUGCUGUUUUAUAGCACAAGGGAGUGUUUGUAUAUAUUUCUAAAGGUUGAUAUUUUAUAGAAAAAUUAA